This is a messenger RNA of Symbiodinium sp. CCMP2592, 1041 nucleotides long. The record is from the annotation of a GenBank genome assembly. NCBI's taxonomy places the organism in Eukaryota, Dinophyceae, Suessiales, Symbiodiniaceae.
AUGAAGGUGUUCCACCGCGAUGUCUCUCUGGUUGCCUGCUUGGCCGAGUUCGUCGGCAUGACUCUGUUCGUGAUAAUCGGCUGCGGCAGUGCUAUGGGCAUCCAGGGCUCUGGCAGUUCAGGUGGCAGCGGUGGCGACGGAGACAGCACCAGCGGCGAGACGACCUCCAUGAUUCCGGGCUGGGUUCUCAUGGUGGCUUUGGUGUUUGGCCUUUCCAUCACCACCUUGGCCUACUCCAUCGGACACUACAGCGGCGGCCACCUCAACUGCGCCGUGACCCUUGGCCUGGUCCUCACCGGCAACUGCCAUGCGCUGCAGGGGCUUUUCAACUUCGGGGCUCAGAUGAUGGGCUCCAUCCUUGGCGCGGCCAUCCUCUGCGCCAUCUUCCCGCCUGAGCUGGACAUGACGAAAACCUUAGGAGCGAACAGCGUGGGUUUGAAGUGGAACUGGUGGAAUGCACUGAUCGGCGAGCUCGUGGGCACCUUCCUUCUGGUCUUCGUGGUCCUCCAAACGGCCUGCAAUCCAAAGUCGGCCAUGAACCGCAGCCAGGCCUGCUUAGCCAUCGGCCUCGCCGUCUUCAUGGCCCACUGUGUGCUGAUCCCCAUCGACGGCUGCUCCAUCAACCCUACGCGCUCUUUCGGUCCGGCUCUACUCUCCUUGAGCCGCAUGGAGGCCCCGAAAGCCGUGGAGCCCGUGGCCACGAUGGUGGGCGAACCAGCGCUUGGGGAGGUGGCCCCGAAGGCAGCGCCCGAGGAGGAAGCCGCGGGGCCCGGCUACUGGCGCAGCAUGUGGAUCUUCUGGGUCGGCCCUCUCCUCGGAGCAUGCCUGGCCGCGGCUGUCUACAAGGCCAUGCUCAUGCUGGACGCAGUCCAUGAGGAGCACACCUCGAAGCAUCACCCAGGCUACAAGCGCAGGCAGACGCUCAUAGAGCACGAUCCGGUGGCCGCCGGUGGACCGGUGCUCCUGGGCAGCAAGCAUGGCCAGAAGGAGGGCAAGGACGUGGCUAGGGCGUCCGAGGCCCUCCAGGAGAGCAGCGUCUAG